Messenger RNA from Aspergillus terreus NIH2624, 2817 nucleotides. RefSeq lists its product as uncharacterized. NCBI's taxonomy places the organism in Eukaryota, Fungi, Ascomycota, Eurotiomycetes, Eurotiales, Aspergillaceae. The coding region runs from base 1 to 2817 and encodes 938 amino acids. Gene Ontology annotation, cellular component: EMC complex. The transcript has 4 exons. The record is from RefSeq and is a predicted model, not a curated record. Gene Ontology annotation, biological process: protein folding in endoplasmic reticulum. Gene Ontology annotation, molecular function: protein binding.
AUGCGGCUACAGGCGACGCUCCUUCUGCUCGCCUCGUGCGUUCCCUCGGCAUUGGCCAUCUACCCCGACGAGAUCGGCCACGUUGAUUUCCACCAUGCCCUUGUUGGAGUCCCCUCGUCUCACUCGACCUUCUUCCUUCGGCCCUCUUCCUCGUCUCCUGCUUCCUUACUCUACACCCUAUCGGAAAAGUCCCUCCUUGGCGCCAUAAACCCUCGAGAUGGCUCGGUAGUAUGGCGACAAAACGUGUCCCGCUCCUCGCUUCCGGCUGCCCAGAGCUCCGGCCACGACGGCAUCCUACGCGCAUCCGACGAAACAAACGCCGUUGUCAGCGGUCUAGGCGAUUAUGUCUCGUCGUGGAGUGCGCUAGAUGGUAAAUUGAUCUGGGAGAACUGGUUUGCGGGCGGAUCCGUGGCCGACCUCGAGCUCCUGGAGCUGGAAGAUGCCGCUACUCCGGCUUCCGCGGCCAAGGACGCGAUUGUGCUCUUCGGAGGCAAGACUGGCGUUGUGCGCAGGUUGGACGGCGAUUCCGGAGAUGUGAAGUGGGAGCAUAAGGAUGAAAGCAACGACCUUCCGUUCCAAGUUUCAUCCUCUGCCACAGAUGUAUUCUACAUUUCGCUUCAACCCGCGCUGUUGAAGGGCCACAAGAUCAAGGUUACCUCCCUGGAUCCCGUCACUGGAAGACAAGGCCACCAAUCGAUCCUCAACUCCGAGAGCGACGUGUCCGGCCCCGAGUCUGUCCUUUUCGUUGGUGCGAACACCGCCGCGCCGUUGAUCGUCUGGGCAGACAAGUCAAACAAGACUCUGAAGUUCAAUGUGAUCGGAACGAAACAAGUGAGCAGCGUCAACAUCGAAAAUACCAGCGGCGAGGAUAUCCGCUCCAUUACUGUCCACGCCGCGAAGAAGCUUAAUUCGCUGCCUCAUGUCCUGGUUCAUUACGAGACGGAAUCCGGCUCCUGGGCCCGAAUGUCGAAAGCCUAUGAUCUGCCCUUUAUUCGCGGCUGGUCUGUAUUUGCAACAAGCACCAAGGACGCGAAUGUGUACUUCACCCGCAUCACCGAGUCCGAGAUGAUCGUUGUCUCGUCUGCCUCCCACGGUGUCCUCGGGAGAUGGCCUCUUGCGACACCUCCCACCGAGCGCGGUCUGCAUGCUGUUUCGGAGGUAGUCACAAAGGGCGAUUCCGUUGCCGUUCGGUCGGCCACUGUCCUCAGUUCGGGUGAUUGGCAACUCAUCCGUAAUGGCCAGACCGAGUGGACCAGAUACGAAGCCCUUGGUGACGUCUUGGCCGCGAACUGGGUGGAAGAUGAUGACCAGGAAGACCUAGCCCAUCAGCUGGAGGUUGAGGGACACGAGAGUCUUUUGAAGGCGUAUGUCCAUCGUGUCAAGCGUCAUCUCAACGACCUUCAGCAUCUUCCCGAAUGGCUUCAGGGUCUCCCGAAACGCAUCGCCACCAGCUUUCUCACCGACGAAGUCUCUAAUCUCGACGGGUUCGGUGUCUCCAAGCCUGUCAUCGUGGCCACCAAGAACGGACGGGUGUACGCGCUCGAUACCGGAAAGCAAGGCACUGUUGCCUGGAGCGUGAAGGCCGCGGAGGGGGACUCGUGGAACGUGAAAGCUAUUGUUCCUCAUCCCGGCUCUGCGACCAUCUACGUUGAUGAUGGCAGCUCGGUCACCUUGAACACCACGUCUGGAGCAAUCCUCAAGCGCAGUCCGGCUACGACUCAGAUCCGUUCCAUCGCCGUCAUCAACGACGACGAAUCCCCCAUCACCAUCGGCAUCAAACCUGAUGGAUCUCCAGUGGAGUCGGUCGACCGGCCAGGAUUCUUCGUCACCCUCAGCGACGAUGGUCGCGUGCUCGGAUGGAGCGCGAAAGACUCCAGGACCCCUGUAUGGGACUUCUUCCCCGCCCCGGGACAGAAGAUCAUUCACGCGACGGCCCGGCCCUCCCACGACCCUGUCGCAUCUAUCGGCAAGGUCCUCGGCAACCGCUCCGUGCUGUACAAGUAUCUGAACCCCAACCUCGCCCUGAUCACCGCUGUGGGCGACAAAACCGCCAGCUUCUACCUCCUAGACGCCGUAUCAGGCAAGAUCCUUCACGUCAGCACACAGGAGAACGUCGACACGACGCAGCCCAUCGCAUCCGCCAUCUCGGAGAACUGGUUCGCCUAUUCCUUCUGGGGCGAUGCCGCAGAUCCCUCCGACGCGAAGGGUUACCAACUCGUGGUCUCGGAGCUGUACGAGUCGCCGCUUCCUAAUGACCGCGGCCCUCUCGACUCCGCAGCCAACUACUCCAGCAUCGACCCGCUGCCUCUCCCGCACGUUGUCUCGCAAUCCUUCAUCAUCCCCGAACCCAUCUCCCACAUGGCAGUCACCCAAACCCGCCAGGGAAUCACCACCCGACAACUCCUCUGUACCCUACCAUCCUCGAACUCCCUCAUUGGCAUCCCCCGUCCCGUUCUGGACCCCCGCCGCCCCGUCGGCCGCGACGCGACCGCCACCGAGGCUGAGGAGGGCCUCUUCAAGUACAACCCGUUCCUCGAAUUCGACGGCAAAUGGUACCUCUCGCACGCGCGGGAUGUCGCCGGCAUCCGCACCGUGUUGUCCGCUCCGACUCUGCUAGAGAGUACGAGUCUGAUCUUCGCCUUUGGUGGGGACGUCUUCGCCACGCGUGCAACACCCAGCCAGGCAUUCGAUAUCCUCGGUAAAGGAUUCUCCAAGUUGCAGCUGUUGUUGACGAUUGUGGCGUUGGCGGUGGGAGUUGUUAUUUUGUCGCCGAUGGCCCAGAAGAAACGAGUAAACCAACUGUGGAAAUCAGCAUGA